AGCUCUCUACAGAACGGAAACCGCGUCUACACGCUCAAGAAGGCGACGGCGACUGGCGGUAUCACUAAGAGCGCACAUCCAGCGCGGUUUUCGCCCGACGACAAGUUCUCGAGGCACCGUGUCACGGUCAAGAAGCGCUUCGGUAUUCUUCCCACUCAGACACCCGCCAAGCCGAUGUAA
This is a messenger RNA of Acaromyces ingoldii, 180 nucleotides long. RefSeq names its product putative NOP10-nucleolar rRNA processing protein. Gene Ontology annotation, biological process: positive regulation of telomerase RNA localization to Cajal body; snRNA pseudouridine synthesis; rRNA pseudouridine synthesis. Lineage: Eukaryota; Fungi; Basidiomycota; Exobasidiomycetes; Exobasidiales; Cryptobasidiaceae. The transcript is spliced from 2 exons. The annotation marks the transcript as partial. Gene Ontology annotation, cellular component: box H/ACA telomerase RNP complex; box H/ACA snoRNP complex. The record is from RefSeq and is a predicted model, not a curated record. Gene Ontology annotation, molecular function: box H/ACA snoRNA binding; telomerase RNA binding.